GCGGCAGCAGCAGCUGCUGGAGUCCUCGCCGUGGCUGCCCCACUGGCAGCCGCCCCCCCGUCCCGGCCAGCGCCGCCUGACCUUCGAGCAGUGGCUGCUGCGCAAGAGGAGUCAAGAGUCGCUGCGCCGCCGCCAGAGCCGACGCGAGGCGCAGCGGGUGCAGCAGGCGAAGCAGCUGCGCCAGCAAAUGGCCGACAAGAGCUACGCGGAGUGGCUGAGUGCGAAGAAGAAGCGGCUGAUGCUGAAGGAGUCGCGCUUCGACGAGGCGCUGGCCGCGGAGAUCGCGACGCUGCAGCGGCAGAAGAAGAGCCAGCAGUCGCUGCUGGUGUGGCGGCAGCGCAAGCAGCAGGAGGCGCGGCAGCGGCGCGACCGGCAGGAGCAGGCCCAGCAGGAGGACCAGGCGCACCAGAGCCUGCGCGAGGAGCUCAGCCAUCUCGCCUGGCAGCGCUGGAUGUCGCGACAGACGGCCAAGCCGCCGCCGCAGCUGCAGGUCAUGCAGCAGAUCCGGCAGCAGCAGCUGAUGCACUUGAAAGUGUUUAUUCGCCCACACUAA
Molecule: messenger RNA, 553 nt
Organism: Drosophila navojoa
Lineage: Eukaryota; Metazoa; Arthropoda; Insecta; Diptera; Drosophilidae
Source: RefSeq, a predicted model, not a curated record